AUGCACAACAGCGAUUGCCCUCAGAUGAUUUUUCGAUGCAGCAGAGAUCAGGCACAGAGACUCCGCCAAGUCUUCAAGACGAAGCCCUACCCGUCCAAAUACGAGAAGCAAGCUCUCGCAUCUGAGCUUGAUUUGCCGCUCUCCUUCGUCACCAACUGGUUCCAGAGAGAACGAAACCAGUACAAAAAAGACAACAAAGAGCUGCCGCUGCAAGAGACCAACUUGGAUGGAGUCCGUCGUCAGAUGUCGACCGCAACCCCUGCUCCUCGCCGGGAAGUGCCGCCGACUCCACCAAACACUCGAGUCACCACUCCGGUCGUCGUCCCGACACCGCUGCCAGCCUAUCCAGUCAUCCCUCCCAACUACUUCCACCCGCAAUUCCGACAAGCUCUCGCGAUUCAAGCUCCUCCAAUGAAGCCACAAAGAGGAAUCGUCAAAACUGAGAGAGUCUGGAAGCCGCAGCUUGCCUUGCCUCAAGUCACUGUGCAAAGUCGCCCUCAGCUCAGACGACAAAUUGGUGUCUCUGCGUUACCCGCAAUCAACGAGCAAAGCGCUUCCGAGCUCCCAGCACCGUCACCCUCCGCCAUUCCUCCACGAUCUCCCACUUCGCCAGGCACUUUGGUGAUCGACGAAAGUUUCAUCUCAUCGCCAGAGCCAUCUGCUUCGUGUAAAUCGUCGACCAGCGUUCCAAAGAAACCCUUCCCGGCUCCAGAAAAGAAGAAAAUCGUGGCUUCUUUCGUCCAAAAAUUCAAUGAAGAAAAUCCGCUCAAGGCCGAAAAGACCGACGAAAUCAUCGACGUCGAGAAGCUGCCAGACUCUCCAGCUGACUGCGAUACAAUGCUUCCUCCGUUGAAGGAGAAAGACAUCAAGGAAGAGGAUCGAGAAGGCGCGACAUUCAACGAGGACGACAUUCGAAAGGGCUUCCAAGAUAGCCAGAUGCAAGAAAUCCGAAUGCUCCAGCAGAUGGUCACCCGAUACCAAACGACAAUGGUGAACAUGACCGCAGCCCAUAACCAGAUGGUCCGAGACUUCCAAGCUGCCAUGGCUUACGAUCACUACAUGCGAACAAACAAAGUCGCCAUUCAUCCUUCUCUCUUCUUUGGAAAACAAUUCAAGUAA
Molecule: messenger RNA, 1119 nt
Organism: Oikopleura dioica
Lineage: Eukaryota; Metazoa; Chordata; Appendicularia; Copelata; Oikopleuridae
Source: the annotation of a GenBank genome assembly